CGCAGGCAUUGUUUGUUCAUCGAUGUGGCUUGUCUUUAACAUUGUAUUGUGAUGCUCAUCUGUGUAAAGUUCAAAUGACCGGACAAUUUUGAUAAAGACUGUUUGUUAGUUAAAUUGUUCACAGGAUUGCAGAAUCCAGGGCGCCUGCAACGCCACAACCGAUGAAUAUGACUUGACAGGACGGUUUCCAUGAAAAUACUUAUUCAGAAGUAACAGACAGCUAUACGUGAUUAUCCGUUUAACCGCCGGACUGGUUAUACAAAACGUGAUUAAGCAUUCAUAACUGGACUGGUUGUAAAAAAGAAGCAAUGAAUAAGUUAUAAGAAAGAAAUUACUUGUACUUAACAAAAGCUUGUAAUGGCAUAACCAAAAAGCGGAAAGACACAGAAAAUUGGAGUUUCUGACGAGUUGAUCAUGUAUCAAUGUUGAGUUUCAUUGAUUUAAGCCCUGGGUAUGGAUUUUAUACAAACUGGAGUGAAAACGUUGAAAAGGCAUAGUAUAUCGAACAUAACUGACGCCAUCAGGACACAUAUUCGGCGUGAAUCGCUGACGUCAUUCGGAAGACGCUCAUUUGCAAGCGGAGCAGAUCUUCAGCUGAAAAAUGCUCACUUUGAAAGUGUUUCAGCGGCAGUAGUCCACCUCUUUCAAGGCAAGCCUCUUGGUGAGAAUGAUCUAGCGGCACUCCAAGAGUCCGUCCGCGAGGUUCUUAAGACGGACGCCGGGCCGCUCGUCUUUGACUUCUAUAAGGACAAACUGGUUAAAAAGGGAAUGGUGAUUCUGAGAGAAAAGAUAAAGCAUGAAACAGGGGCGGCGCUGCUAUCAGCCCUAGGGGAGCAAUGGGACUUUUUCUACUGUGAGAUUCUGCCUGUCGUACAGUCACUUCUCUAUCCAAUCAAGACACAAGAUCUCACUAUUCGUCAGAUAACUCUUCUAGAGUUUAGAAACACAGUUCUGCUGAAAGUGCCAUUCAAAGCCGCUCUACAAAAUGCCAUAUCAAAUGAAGAAACUGUGUCUGCUUCGAAUCGGCAAAUGCUUUUAAUUCUACAAAGCGUCCAGGACACCCCGAUCACCGAAAAUUACUUCCGUUUGGAGAGUCUAGUCGCCACAGUUGUUUCCCCUUACCUCGGCUUGUUGGGGUACUAUAAUGGCGGAAAUGAACCAGAAAUACGCAGCAACUUUAAAGUUCCGUCCAGAAUACAAAACAUUCCUGUGAUAUUCACAACCUGUGAAAGCGAUUCCGAUGACGACAUAAGUGACAGAAGUGACGUCACACCCGGAAGCAAAGGACACAAACAUUUAUCUCCCUUGUUAUCAGGCGUUUCACACCGACCCCUUGGGAAACGCACUUCUGGUCUCUUACCAAACCCUCUCCUAGCAUCGGUCAAAGAACAAGAUAGGGGAACCAUUAGACGAUAUAGUAUCGCCACUUCUUGACGUCAUAUAUAUGACGUAACUUCCUGUGAUAGCAUGUUUAAUACUAAAUUAGUUUUACCUUUUUUCUCUUGGAACACCAAACGUGUACCCGCACUAUGUUAAAAUGACGUGAACGAUACAGGGCGAAGGUAUGAUUCAUUUUGUAUGUUAAAAUAGGCUUGGGAAAAACGUAAUUCGUUAAAGAAAAUGCCGUUGAUGUUUCUGCACGUGUGCUGGCUGAUUUAGUAGCAAUUGUAUACAAGUAGUUAUGUCCUACUAUAGUGACGCAUUUUUGCAGUGCAAUACGUCUGUUUAUAAAACAGUGUAUCACGUGCUAUAAGCUGUGUUAAUCAAACACAUGCGCUAUCAUAAAAAAGAUUGAUGUGUAGGACCCAUCGUCGAUACCCCCGAUAAACUACUGCCCUAUGCUUCGUUAUUUACUGCGGACGAUUUGGCUAGGUCAAUCUUGUAAUUACAAAUAAUUAAUGAGGCAGUUUCAUUGGUUCCACAAUGUACCAAUGCGGAAAUAUGCAUAGACAUUCAUGUUGUUAUUUUUUUCGUAAGAAAAGUACUCGGGAGAUUUGAUUGAACUCGGUCAGCCUUUUUACUACAGCUUUUUUAAAGCACCUUUAAUUUAAACUUUUUUAUUUUACAAGGAUUGUGAAACAACAUAUUACAACAUUUUAUUAAUCACUCUCACUAAAGCACUUUUGACCACUCACCUAUGAAAGGCAACUAACAAUGAAGAGCUAUUGGCCAUUGUUCAAUUAUAUUAUGCGCAUACAUUAUUGUAUAAUGUGUAUUUUUUACGAAUGGUUUGUACUACACUUAUUAAUGCGAUACAUGUAUUGCAAUUGUAGUCUUUAAGCGAUGUAUGUAUUACAACUGUAUUAUUUAUGUAAUGUUUCUACUACAAAUGUAUUAUUUAUGCAAUGUAUGUAUAACAAUUGUAUUAUUUAUCUGAUACAUUUAUCACAAUUAUAUUCUUUAUGUGAUAUAUGUAUCCUUAAUGUAUUUUGUAUGUUAUAUAUGAUUUUUUUCUAAUACAAAUGUAUUAUAUAAGCCAUACAUGUAUUACAAUUGCAUUCUUCAUUCG
Messenger RNA from Mya arenaria, 2509 nucleotides. Its product is annotated as proline-rich protein 5-like. The transcript has 9 exons. Gene Ontology annotation, cellular component: TORC2 complex. The coding region runs from base 454 to 1434 and encodes 326 amino acids. The record is from RefSeq and is a predicted model, not a curated record. Gene Ontology annotation, biological process: TORC2 signaling. NCBI's taxonomy places the organism in Eukaryota, Metazoa, Mollusca, Bivalvia, Myida, Myidae.